Molecule: messenger RNA, 2259 nt
Organism: Amaranthus tricolor (Joseph's coat)
Lineage: Eukaryota; Viridiplantae; Streptophyta; Magnoliopsida; Caryophyllales; Amaranthaceae
Product: flap endonuclease GEN-like 1
Exons: 8
Coding region: 214-2043 (609 amino acids)
Biological process (GO): pollen development
Molecular function (GO): DNA binding; 5'-flap endonuclease activity
Source: RefSeq, a predicted model, not a curated record
CGUGUUUUAGCCGGCCAAUUUUGAAAUCUCAUCAAAAAACUCUAUGUAUUACUUCAUUGUCGUUCGGUUAAUGCAACAGUACAAGCUAUUCAUUCAAAGCGAAAUUAGGAAGAAAGUUACCGUUAGAAGUUAGUACCCAGUCAAAAUUCCCACUAUCUAGGGAGUAAUGAUAAUAAUCAUUUAUCAUCAAAGUCAAAUUUGUGACGGAAAUUGAUGGGAAUUGGAAGGAACUUCUGGGAUGCGCUAAAACCCUAUGCUAAAUAUGAGGGUUUUGAUUUUUUGAGGAACAAAAAAGUUGCAGUUGAUCUUUCUUUCUGGAUUGUCCAACAUGAAACUGCUCUCAAAUCUACCCGUGUCAGAAAUCCCCACCUUCGUCUUACUUUCUUCCGUACUAUCAACCUUUUUUCCAAGUUUGGUGCAUAUCCUGUAUUUAUCGUGGAUGGAAAGCCAUCACCUUUGAAGUCUCAAGUUAGGAUUGCACGGUUUUUUCGAUCCUCUGGCAUUGACCCAAAAGAUAGGCCUGUUGCUGAAGAAGGAGUUUCCGUUGAUCGGAACAAGUUUUUCGUUAAAUGCGUGGAGGAGUGCGUGGAACUUCUCAAGCAUCUUGGGAUGCCUGUUCUAAGAGCUACAGGCGAAGCCGAAGCACUUUGUGCUCAAUUAAAUAGUGAAGGUCUUGUAGAUGCUUGCAUUACUGCUGACAGUGAUGCAUUCCUUUUUGGCGCCAAGUGUGUGAUAAAACACGUGGAUCCUAAAUCAACGGUACCAUUUGAAUGUUAUUUUGCCGAAGACAUUGCUGUUGGUCUAGGUUUGAGAAGGAAACAUUUAAUUGCUGUUUCUCUUUUGGUUGGUAGCGACUAUAAUUUAAAUGGUGUGCAAGGAAUAGGGCUAGAAACAGCUCUUCGUUUUGUCAAAAACUUUCAUGAAGAUCAAGUUCUACAAAGGUUAAGUGAAAUAGGUUCUAGUCCCAUUCUUCCACCUGAUGCAAUUGUUGGUUCUUCUGAUAUGAGUCCCCAAAGUUCAAAUAGGUUGUCCCAGAAGAUAAAAGCCCCUCAUUGUUCUGUAUGUGGUCAUCCAGGCAAGAAAACUGCUCAUAGCAGAGUGCCUUGUUCGUAUUGUCAUAGCGCUGCCGGUGUGAAUUGUAGUAAAAAGCCUUCUGGAUUCAGAUGUGAAUGCUAUCAUUGUGACAAUGACCGGAAACAAAAAGAGCACAAGAAGAAUAAUAAUUGGCACCUUCAAGUGUGCAAAAAGAUAGUCGCAGAAUGUGAUUUCCACUGCAACGAGAUUAUUGAAUUAUACUUCAGAAGAGAAGAUAACGACGACUUCAAUGCACGCUUAUUGUGGGAAGGACCAGAUAUUAAUAUGUUAAUUGAUUUUUUGGUUUAUUAUCUGCAUUGGGAGCCAUGUUACAUUCGACAACAUAUGUUCCCUAUGCUCUCCACCAAUUUUUUGAGAGAUAUGGCUUCGAGUCCAACUGAAAGUUUAUUGCAUGGACAAUAUGAAUUUGAUUCUAUUCAGCGUGUAAAAGUUCGGUAUGGUCAUCAAGUUUAUGUGGUCAGAUGGAGGAAAUCUUCACCAACACCAAAUGAUAUCAAUAAUUUAGCAUUUUCUGAAGAGUGUUUAGUAGAAUCUGUUUGUGAGACUGAAGAUACUCGAACAGAGGGAUCUAGCAAUGAUACGGACGAGCUCAACGUGGCCCAAGUUUAUGUCGAUGGUGAAAGCAGCUUUCUAUUGACAGAUGAAAAUAUGGAGCUUGUCCAAACUGCUUUUCCCGCUGAAGUUGACUGCUUUCGGCAGCAAAAGGAAGAGAAAGAAUUAAAAAGAAAGUCGAGACCUCUAAGAACUAGCAUAGAGCUUCAGGGUCAUUCAGAGGGUGUUCAAUCAGCAAUGACCGACUAUUAUCGUUCAAACAAACCAAUAAAUCAGGGCAAAGACAAUCAUGAGUCGGCUCAAAACGAAAAAUCUGGGCGUUUGAGAGAAAAGGGCAAGUCAUCGUCAAGUGCAAGCCUUCCGAAGUCUACAAGACGUCGGCUUUUAUUUAGCUGAAGCUCCUUUUAGAAAACACGCGGACUUUAUGUGCAAGCCUUCCACAUUAUCUCGCAUGAAAUAUUCAGGCUUUUUGAACUUGUACAGAAAUUUGUACAUACUACAUAUUAUCUUUUGUAAGUCCCUCGCUAUUCUCUCGGUUUAUUUUAAGCUUGUCGAUACAAUAUUAUGAUUGGGUUUUGAGCUUCUAUGAUGAGAGGCUUGGGAGCUAUUUAC